AUGACCUUUUUAAAGUUAUGGCUAUUUACACUCAUAAUCUCGAACUUCGUUGCUGCUGACGUUUCGACCUACUCUAUCACAUCCAAAUUUACGUCUACUUAUUGUAGAAAUUGUGUGACAGUUACCUCGACCAUCUCAACACCUGCAACUUCAUCUGAAGCUACAAAUACGCCACAGUCUGUUCCUGAAUCUUCAUGUAUUGCAACUGUGACAUCUUAUGUUACAGUCCAUGAUACUGACACCGUAAGUAUCGGUUUUACCGAAACUACUACUGUAACCGAAACUGCUACAAUUACUAUACCUGCAACUACUACUGUUACUGAGACAGACUCAACAACAACUUUAGUAACCCAAACUGAAACUAAUAGGGAGCAACUAACCGUUACUAACCACGUUACGGAGAGUGACUUGAUAACUAAUACAGUCGAUGUGACAAAAACGAUAAUAACUACAAUCGUAGAAUCUGACCAACAAGAUACAACCUUGACAUCUUACGUUACAAUUACUAAUGUUCAAAGCAUUAAAUCUACCCAGGUAGAAACAUUGACCAAUGUAGUAACUUCUACGGAAAAAGAUAUGUCCGUUGUUGAAACCACAAGUACUCUAUUUACCAUAAUACCAACUACUACAACAGCUACAGAAUUAACGACUCAAACUAACGAGGUAAUAACUACUAAUACUGAAGUAAUGACAUCAGACAUUUUUACAACAAUAACUAAGGAUGUUGUCAACACUUUAACUACCCAAACAACAAAUGUUGUUACGGUUGUUACAAAGGUUACUGACACUUUUGAAAUAACUUCAACUUCGACCUUUACAACAGUGGAAAAUAUCACUAACAUAUUCGUUACAACUAUGGAAACAACUACAACUGUAACGACGGAAUAUCAGACAACAAACGCCAUCACCCAAACAACUGACGUUACACAUUUGGAAACAUCUACAAUAUUUGUCUCCCGUAUUGUGGAAAGUACAAGUAUUGUUCCUACGUUUACAACUUCAACUGAAACACAGAUAAUAGUUAUUACAUCAGUAACAGAUAUUACCAGUUCAAUUUUACUGACAAACACAUAUACAACAAUUAUUCCUACAACUAGUACCUCAAUAUCCACUGUGACAUUUACAGAUAGAUCACUCGAGGUAAUAACGUCGACCAGGGUUAUCCCAGUAACAACGAAUAUUACGCAAACUUUAACAACCGAAUCAACUAUCUUUACCACCAUACCUGUAACUUCAGUUCUUACCUCAACAAAAGACCAAACAAAUAUCAUAGAGAGAGUUCAAAAUAUGACGAAUCAUAUUUCUACUACCGAUACUUUGACUUCCUACCAAACAUUAUUUGCAACUGAAACAAAAACUAUUGAAACUGUCAUACCUGUUACUUCAACAUCAACAACUGUUGUAACAAAUACUGAUACCUUACAGAGUACAGCUUUAACAACUAAGAUAAUCCCCGUAACUACAGAAAUCACGAGCACGUACAUCGAGGAAGUAACAUCAACUCAGAUUGUUCCAACUACUCUUUUUGUUACCCAUACUGACUUAACCACCGAACGUACUACAGAAACUUCAGUAUCUUUAAUUAAUGAGACCUCUCUAACAGUAUUGACUAAGACAGAAGACAUGACAUUAUUCACAACUCUUACAAAUACAAUAGAAACUAUGGUCCCUGCUACAUCAACGUUACUUCAAACGAUAGUGAUAACUGAUAAAUCUUUAGAAAUUUCGACAACAACUGUGGCGGUUCCAGUAACAACUGAAAUCACAAGUACGAUAUUUGAGGAAGUGACUUCUACCACAAUUACACCUUCCACAGUAAUAGUGACGAGUACAUUUUUGUCUACAGACAUACAGUCAAUAACUGAAACUAGUACUGCUUUGAUUAAUGAAACCAUCUUAACCACACAAACAUACGUUAAUAAUGUAACCAAUGUCAAAACUAGCACAGAGACAUAUACAACUAUUGUUCCAAUAACAACAUCAGUAAUUAAAACUAUUAGUAUUACUGACGAAUUACUCAAGGCGGAGACUUCUCUCACAAGGAUUCCUGUUACAACAGAAAUUGUAAGUACCGUUAUUAAUGAAAUUGAAUCGACGUUGAUUAUUCCGACUACUGUGGUUCUCACAAAUACUAUAACCGCUACUGAUCACACAACCGACAUUAUCGUAUCAAGGGUCCACGAAACCGUAUCUACAACAAUAACUAAUGUUGAAAAUGUGACAAAUUUUAUCACUCAAACUAGUACCUUAGAAACAAUUAUCCCAGUCACUACAACUAGCUCCAAAUUAGUAACCAUAACUGACAAAUCUCUCAUGGUUCAAACAUCGACACUAAUCAUACCUGCAACAUAUAUGUCUACAAGCACAUAUGUGACCGAACAAACUUCGAUACAAAUUAUCCCAUCUACCCAAUUAAUGACAUCGGUAACUGUUGAAACAUCCCAUGUCACUAAUACUAAUUUAGUUAAUUCUACAUCAAUCACGACUUUAACGGAUAAAAGCAUGGUUAUAUCUACCUUUGUUAAAACGUCCGAAACUUUAGUGACAGAGACCUCAUAUGUUACCUCUAUGGUUGUUGUUAACAAAGAAAUUGAAAGUAUUAUCCCAAUCAACUCAACCUCAACGAUCUUAACAACAAUUAUCGAUGAGCAGAAGAAAACGGAAACAGUUUUAAAUAGUAUCUCUAUUGUGACAGCAACUACUGUUACAACCGUGGUCCCAAUAACUUCAACAACAAUUAUACCACAAUAUAGUCUGGCCACAAAAUUAAUCAAUGUGACAAGUGUCCAAAACAGAACUUCGGUGGCUAUUAUAACAGAGACUUACGAGCAAUAUAUCCCGAUUACGUUUAAUAUUACAUCUGUUGUUUCAAAGACCGAUGAAUUUUCCAAUAUCAUUACCGCCACAGUAACUGCUCCGUUGAUUACUAGUAAAACGGUGACUCAAACUAAAUUGGCGAAUUCUACAGUAAUUGUACCUGUGACAUAUCCAACAAUAUUAACCAUAAAUUCUUCUGAGAGCCCUUCAUUGUCAUUAGAAGUGACUUCCUCUCAACAAUUGUUUAAAGAAAGUUCAACCUCAACAACUUUAUAUGUUAGUACCGAUAAAACUAUUAACACUGACACCUCUGGUAAUAGUCCAUCGACAAGAACAAGUUCUGCAAAUAUAUUGGUAACUACAGAAACCAAAUCAGUAGUAAGCCAAAGUAACAAUCCACAACUAUUGUCAUCAAAUACAAAUAUUAUGAGUUCCAUACCUGGGGCUACUACAACCAGUGAACCAAAUAGCAGUAAACUAGUUACCAACUCUGUCGCUAAAGAAACAAAUGUCAGUUUGGGUACAACGACUGUAAUUAUCGACCAACCAAUAGUCUCAACAAGUUCAUCAUUUACUGGCAUUAACCAACUUACCCAAACGACUACUGUACAAGUAGAAGUUCCAAAUAGCUCUGAAAAUACAUCACCUUCAUACAAUAAUCAAUACCCAUAUACUACUACAGGAACUUUAUCUAAAACAUCAAUAAUUCCUUCAUCUGCAACAUCUUCUCAAAGUAUUAUAGUACAAACAGGUGCAUCUAAUAAAUUUAAUAUUCCUAGUUUAAAGAUAGUCUUCUCUUUGUUAUCUUUGAUACUCAUUUUGUAA
This is a messenger RNA of Maudiozyma saulgeensis, 3642 nucleotides long. NCBI's taxonomy places the organism in Eukaryota, Fungi, Ascomycota, Saccharomycetes, Saccharomycetales, Saccharomycetaceae. The record is from the annotation of a GenBank genome assembly.